Paramacrobiotus metropolitanus is the source of this 1587-nucleotide messenger RNA. RefSeq lists its product as uncharacterized. The record is from RefSeq and is a predicted model, not a curated record. The transcript is spliced from 3 exons. NCBI's taxonomy places the organism in Eukaryota, Metazoa, Tardigrada, Eutardigrada, Parachela, Macrobiotidae. Bases 80 to 1297 code for a protein of 405 amino acids.
UUGCAUUAGAACUCUAACUGUACAGUCGAUACUGAACGGUUUCUGUUAGACAGACCCUUUGUGACCUUUCAAGAGCGAAAUGUCUAAUAACCUUCUCCAGCAGUAUGGGCAUUUUAACACGCCAGUAUGGUAUCAGGCACUACUGUACUGCAUAGGCCUGCCGUUUUUGCUUCCCAGCGCUCCAGCACAAAAGCUAGCUUAUGUUUGGUCAUUUUUUCUUAUUUUGGGCCAACUUUUUUUUACGUACGCCAACAGAUUAAUGAUUGACCUUAAGAACGAUUCUGCCGCCUUUUCAGGGCGUAACUUAUUUAGUGUCGUUCAAAUAACCGCUCGAUAUUUUGGUGCAAUCUCCUCGUGUUUUAUUGUAAUUGCUACUUUUCAUCAGCGGUGUCAGUACCGUGAUUGCCUGCAGUAUUUAGAGCAAGUAAUAUACCCGCUACUUGCAGACCGAGCGAGAGCUAAACGUUGUUGGUAUAUAUCGCGAGCACUGGGAGCUCUAAUUAUCGGCUGUGCGUGGGUUGGAGAGUGGUUCGCAAGUUACGGCUUUCAGCAAGGAUUCGCGGUCGGCAAUCAGGAAGGGAAUAAAACAUUUAUUUUUCUGAUUAUUUGGCAUGAAAUCCAAGUGCUGUCCACAUACGCUGUUUUUAAUCCAAUAUCAGUCGUGCAGACUAUACUACAGUAUUGUAUCGUCGUGCUGCCCUAUAUUGAAUUUAUUACUUAUGUGCAGCUAAUCAAGUUCGUGUUAUCUCGCUCUUUGAAAAUUCUGGUGACCACGGAAAGGCAUUUAACGAAUACGCAGCUCAAACACGAAUUAGAUUUCUGUCGCCUUGCGUUCCAGUCCGUCCAGGACAUCAGCCGUGGAUUCCGCCAUACAACAUUACUAAGUACAUGUCAUCUGUAUGUCUUUACCAUUGCCAUUUUGGGAAUUUGGUUUUCGCACGAUUUGGAGAACUUCAAGCUGGCCGAUUUCGUUUUCGCCUAUGUAUUUCUUAUUUGGUCUGUAAUUAUGUCCGUCUUCAUGAUAAAUCUGAACAGUAAGACUACUGACAUCCUAAGCAUGAUUAAAAGGAUUGGAAACAAAGAGUCGAACGAUUCAGCGAGGAGAGAGCUUUGCCUGAAGCUCGUCCAAGAUUAUCCAAAAGUAAUGAUUUGUGCGGGUGAAGCUUUGCCCAUGGACAACAGUUUCUUUGUCAGUGUUUUCGGAGUAGUGGCGGGUUAUGGAAUUAUCUUGCUGACGUUCGAUCCAACAACGAAACACGAAGAUUCCGCCAUCACUGCCAACGGGAGCUUUGUUUAAGCUGCAUAUUGCGGUUAUUCUUGUUUGUGUUACACUAUCAGCAGCUGAACAUUUGAUCGUUAUUUACUGGUGUUCGUCUGCUUUGUCUAAGUGAAGUAACGCUUCUUCCUGUUAGCUUUAACCAAAACCAAACCUUUCUAAACUCACUUUUUAUUAUCUGUCACUAUCAAAAAAAAUUCAUUUAUCUGUUUUCUGCUGUAUCGUUUAUCAUGAGUAUACUGUAUACCAUUUCAAUUUCACUUGUUCAUCAUUUUAGUGUUUAAUUGUAUUUGAGUGCGUGGCUAAAGCGC